Priapulus caudatus is the source of this 4216-nucleotide messenger RNA. RefSeq names its product vacuolar protein sorting-associated protein 37A-like. The transcript is spliced from 18 exons. Bases 98 to 2002 code for a protein of 634 amino acids. NCBI's taxonomy places the organism in Eukaryota, Metazoa, Priapulida, Priapulimorpha, Priapulimorphida, Priapulidae. The record is from RefSeq and is a predicted model, not a curated record. Gene Ontology annotation, biological process: protein targeting to membrane; protein targeting to vacuole; ubiquitin-dependent protein catabolic process via the multivesicular body sorting pathway. Gene Ontology annotation, cellular component: ESCRT I complex.
UGACUGUUUUCCAUCUAUUUCGAGUUAAGUCCACGUUAAAAUGGUUCUACUUGUCUUAUGCUUCAUUGCUUGUUAUAGAUGGCUUGACUAAAAAAUAAUGGAUUGGUUUUUUGGUUCGUCUAGAGCGACAAAGGUGCCUCCUGCUACACCUCUCCAAAUCCAACGAACAAAACAGAUAGAAUCAUUGAAAGCCUCCAGCCCCAAUGUCACAGAACUGCACCAUGAUGUGGAAUAUCAAGUACUGUUUAGGACUGCAGAUCUUACCUUAACACUUCAAGUAACGCUGCCACCUCAGUUUCCACAAGAGCGCCCUCUUGUACGGGUGAUACCUGCUGUGGUACAUGACUGGUGCAAUAAACAUAGUAUUGUUGUUGGUUGUGAAGGCCUCAACGAUUUUAAGGUUCAUUCUGAUCUUGGCAAAGUAGUCAGAGACCUAUUAGAAGAGUUUCAGCGCCACCCUCCACUGUUAAAAGAUCAGCAACAUUGGAGCAAAACCAACCAAACCGACAAUGGAAAAUCACCAAAUGGCUUUUCUCCAUACUACACACCAUCAACGCAGAUGAGCACAACUCGGCCUUUAAUACAUAGCAGUACUGAUAGCAGUUGCUACCAGUCCUUACCUUCUAAUAGUUAUUACCAGAGUUCACCUAGUUCAUCAGAUGUGCCAAAUUAUAUGCCACAGGUCUCUCUAACAUUCCAAGAACUUGCUAGUCUAAGUCUUCCAGAGCUGCAGGGUUUGCUUGAUGAUGACGACAAGCUGCUAGAGCAUCUGCUAUCGACACCGGUGUUACAGCAGUUGUCAGAACAUCGUGAAAAGCUGUCCAGUCAGAAUGAGCAAAUAGCUAAGCAGAAUCUAGAGAAGAAACCAAUUAUUGAAGACCAUAAGAAAAAAUUAUUAGACAAGGUAAGUGCGACUAGAGGAACCGAUACUAUACAGGUAGUCCCUGUGAAGCGUGCCCGAAGGCCCAUAAUAAGGAGCUUCUGUGUACAGCUUCUGUGUACAGCUUCAUGUGUACAGCUUCUGUGUACAGCUUCUGUGUACAGCUUCAUGUGUACAGCUUCUGUGUACAGCUUCAUGUGUACAGCUUCUGUAACGCUGCCACCUCAGUUUCCACAAGAGCGCCCUCUUGUACGGGUGAUACCUGCUGUGGUACAUGACUGGUGCAAUAAACAUAGUAUUGUUGUUGGUUGUGAAGGCCUCAACGAUUUUAAGGUUCAUUCUGAUCUUGGCAAAGUAGUCAGAGACCUAUUAGAAGAGUUUCAGCGCCACCCUCCACUGUUAAAAGAUCAGCAACAUUGGAGCAAAACCAACCAAACCGACAAUGGAAAAUCACCAAAUGGCUUUUCUCCAUACUACACACCAUCAACGCAGAUGAGCACAACUCGGCCUUUAAUACAUAGCAGUACUGAUAGCAGUUGCUACCAGUCCUUACCUUCUAAUAGUUAUUACCAGAGUUCACCUAGUUCAUCAGAUGUGCCAAAUUAUAUGCCACAGGUCUCUCUAACAUUCCAAGAACUUGCUAGUCUAAGUCUUCCAGAGCUGCAGGGUUUGCUUGAUGAUGACGACAAGCUGCUAGAGCAUCUGCUAUCGACACCGGUGUUACAGCAGUUGUCAGAACAUCGUGAAAAGCUGUCCAGUCAGAAUGAGCAAAUAGCUAAGCAGAAUCUAGAGAAGAAACCAAUUAUUGAAGACCAUAAGAAAAAAUUAUUAGACAAGAUCGACACACUUACGGACCUGCGAUGGCAGUUUGAUGCCGACAGCCAGAGCCAGCAUGAGCGCAGCCGGCAGUACGAUCCAACCACCGUCCAGCUACGACUGCGCAUCGCAACGCAGGAAGCCGAGGAAGAGAGUGAGGGGAUCGCUGAGGAGUUCUUAGCAGGAUCUUUGCCCAUAGACAAGUUUCUCCAAAGCUUCAUGUCAAAGAAAAAGCUGUGUUAUAUGAGGAAGGCUAAGGAUGAGAAGAUUCAACAGUGUGAUAUUGUGAGGCCAAGGUACCACUGAAGAGCCAUUCAUUCUGAUCAUUCUACAUGCUACUGAGAGGACAUCAAUUGUGCUCUCGUCUCUAUACCACCGAGCAAGCCUCAUCUAUGGUCCCCCUUUCCAUACCAGUUUGUCGCUACAGUAGGUGUUACUGAGCUAGGUCUGUGAGUGAAAGCUUGUUAUGUGUUCUCAGUGAAUGAGUGCAGCUGGUCUACAUUGACAAUCUCUGUAAAAUAAUACCUGGAUUUAUCCCAACAUUAUUGUGACUUCAACUCGAUGCUCAAAACUGAGAAGCUGUAACUCAUGUAUUGCUAAAUAGCUACACGUAAGGAUUAUAGCUUAUUUGUAGCUAAGGUGGCAUUGCAGGUGGGUGCAGAAGAAUGCAGGGUAUUUAGUGGUGUCGGAGGGUUUAGUAGGUAUGUGCCUGUGGAUGUCUCAGUUAAGAUGCUUGUCUUGUAAGACUUGAAGAUUGCUGGAGAAGAUCUCAGGUAUCUUACACGAUCAGGUAGCUUAAUAAGGUAGGAUUCAUCCCCUAGUAUAAUCCGGAUUCAUGCCCUCUCUGCAUUUCAUAUUGAUUUGGUCACUAAUCAAAGAAAAUAAAAUUGAUUGGAAUUGAUAUAUUCUUUGUAUUGCCAUAAUACCAGGAGGGAAUGAAACAAUUUUGUUUUUGUUCACUCUUUAUACUUUGAUAGUAGUUGUUCAUUUUUGGUUAUUCCCCCCAAAAAGGAAAAUGGUAGCUAGGGUUACUUUCAACCUCUAGAUCGCCCCUGGACUGCCUUGAAUUUGUUAUUACAGGUUGACAGUUAUUGUGAAUGUAGACAGUGUUGCUAAUUAUGAACAACGAUCUUUAAUUAUUGUGAGCUUGGAAAUAUAUUAUGGCAUAUACAUUUGGCAUGACUUUUAUAUCAUAUGUGCCGACUUCGCAAGAAUAAUUGCAUUGUAAAAGUCUACAUUGUACUGUCUGCCUGUACAAAAAGCUUCAGUAGUUCAUUACAUUUAAGAUUACACGUUUUGCUUUGCAUAGAUUAUGAGAUAACAUCUAUAUGCAUACAUCUGCGUCAGUUAACGUUAAUUGUUUUUUAGAAUUUUAGUGAGAAAUAGUGAAAAAGUAACUUUAUGAGGUGACUAUGAUAAUGAGAAUAGUGAUGAUGAUGAUGAUGAUGAUGAUGAUGAUGAUGAUGAUGAUGAUGAUGAUGAUAAGCAUGAUAACAACGACUAUGUGUAUGUUUAGACGCCAGGGGUUUUUAAAGCAAAGAUGUCACGUAAAUAUUUGAGAAGAAGUGGAACUUUAUAUGCAAACGUUUGAAAACUAUUUGUGAUAUGUGGAAGUUGCACUGCAGAAAUUUGUGAACAAUUUUGUGAUAGUAACGAAACUUCUUCGCGAUUAAGAUGUGUAAACGCUAGUAUCAUAGACUGUCUAAGCAACAUGUAGUACUUAUAAAGCAGUCAAUGUCGGCGUUUUUUGCAAUAUAAUGGUAAUAAUAUCUGCACCAAAAUGAUGUUAGCCUCUACCCCCUCUUAACACCAAAAAUUUAACUGAGAACGUCCGCACAAUUCCCAUUAGGAAGUUUUAAAUGGUGGAUUAUUGUUUAGGAAAAAAUCUAACAGUGGUAUUGUAUGCAUUACUGCCCCAACCCCGCACGGUGAAUUAUAGUUGUGAAAUACGCAUUAGUUAAUAAGAGAAAUGGAGACACGUGUUUACGUGCUUCAACGUUAUCGCAGUCACGUGUAAAUAGAAUUUUGUGGCGGCAGUUGAAAGAUAAUGAUUCAUGGUUUUAUAUAACGAAAUGCGCGAACUUUGAAAUGCAACUCAAAAAGGAUCGAUGUUAGACAAGGGAAAAGUUAUGCCCCAUCAUGUGUGUGGUCUAGAAGAGUUACGUUUGCGUGUGAGAAAACACUAUAAAUAUUGCCUUCAUUCUACGAGAGCCAUAGGAACGGAGGGUUAAGUUAUAAAUAGUUGCUGGCAAGCCCACAGGUAUCUGUUGUUGUACUACAUUCCUACAAACAUGACUGAAUAUGUAAAAUACUCGUUAGUACAAGCAACAUUGGAUUUUAGAAUACCAAGUGCAGUGAAUGCCCGGCAAGAGUAUGAACUGUGUAUAAACGUUCGUGCAAAAAUUCGACAAUAUUGUUGAUGUUGCUGUGUGUUAUAGAAUACGUAUAUACUAUUCUUGAAUUUUUAAGUAUCUGUCUUGAAAUAUAAUAUAAUAACAUGGUUAUACCAGGUACCACAUA